GUGACACACACGGUAACACACGCACGGCGACACACGCAGCCCGAGCCGGUGACAGAGAGCAGGGGGUCCAGGCGUGAACAUGACGGCGACCUUUCCCAAAAAGAUCAGCCCCAUCCUAAUGACCCCGGAUCCCCAUUAUAUUCCCGGGUACAGCGGAUUCUGCCCUCAGUACAAAUACAACCUCGGGAGAACCUACGGGAAGCUCACCUCGCAGCUGCUGACCUGCCCCGACAUUCAUCACUCGGGGCAGUUAGUGCUCCAGUCCUGCCCCUUCCCGCCCCCUCGCAUUAAUCGGGAUCUCCCCGAGACACCAACGAGGAGAAGGAGGCUGCGCUCGGGGGACCAGAAGUUAAACUGGAGCAUGAUCCCCGGAUACACCGGUUUUAUCCCCAAGUCUCAGAAUUUCUUUUCUAAGACGUACACAGAAACCAGUAAGGACGCCCUUGGGGACUUCCAGAAAGACCAGCAGCGGCAGGAAGCCCAGAGGCAGGAGCAGACCCUGGCCACCAAACUCCAGAAUGGACAACAGCAGCCGCAGACUGAGCGCGAGAAACAGCUUCUCAGGUCCAAAUACCGGACGCCACUCCCAGCCUUGUCUAAAGAGCCGGCGCUCUACUGCUCCCAAACUCCCUUCGAAUCCCAGAUGUCUCCUUACUACAUGGAUGAGGAAAACCCAAACAAGUAUUUCAUCUCAGGUUACAUGGGAUACGUUCCUCGGUCCCGAUUCCUCAUUGGAACCGGGUAUCCGGUCACCACCAACAGAGCCAUGGUGGAGUUCGAGCGAAUGAACUCGAAGAAGGAUAUAAGACCGUCUGCCAGCCAAGAACCCCAGAAGAAUGGGCUGCAGCCAGACCAGAGCCACAUCUACUUGGAGGAGCUGGGCUUGCUUCCUCGUUACACCGGAUACGUGCCAGGUUACAAGUUCCAGUUUGGGCACACCUAUGGGCAACUUACCCAAGAUGCCCUGGGGCAGAGUACUCUGCAGAAGCAAGUUCUGGACUAGAAGCCAGAAGACAUCUCCAGUUGUGACUAUAAUUCCCUCUUCGGAAACACAAUUCAGUGUCCAAGACAGGAACGCUCCAGGGAUGGAAAUCACAGCAAAUUAAUGACUUCUUCCUUCUAUCAAAUCCACAUUUCAAGGAGAAUCUUAAAUUAAUUUCUAAUUUAGUUCCCUUCCCCCACUUUUCUGUUUCUAUGUACAUUGCGCAAGUAAAAGUCCUGAUCAGGGUUCCCAGCAAACAUUCUCCUUUCUUCAUCUCAUUUGAGCGGGACCUUUGCUCAUGGACUGAUUAACUCACCUGUGGUCAAGUGAGGACACCCGGUCUUAUCCGCUUCACAGUGCUACGGAAUCCGGUGCUUCCAAUUGGUGCUUUUGCCCCCAGUAUAUUAUGGUUGAUACUCCUACUUGAAUGCAGGUGACUCAAUUAAGUGCAUCUUCAAAUAAAGUCAAGGUUUCCAUGGCGACAGGCAUUUGGGUUACACAUUUGAUGAGUCGCUACAUAGAAUAUACAUGAUAAGCUAUUAAAGGGUUAACAUUUAAAGAGUCCCAGGGGCAACUCACUUAGAACGU
Spea bombifrons (plains spadefoot toad) is the source of this 1570-nucleotide messenger RNA. It is a transcript of the gene CIMIP2B, whose product is annotated as family with sequence similarity 166 member B. Lineage: Eukaryota; Metazoa; Chordata; Amphibia; Anura; Pelobatidae. The record is from RefSeq and is a predicted model, not a curated record. The transcript has 6 exons. The coding region runs from base 80 to 1003 and encodes 307 amino acids.